Molecule: messenger RNA, 633 nt
Organism: Strongylus vulgaris
Lineage: Eukaryota; Metazoa; Nematoda; Chromadorea; Rhabditida; Strongylidae
Source: the annotation of a GenBank genome assembly
GAAAGUGCUUUAGCAAGGGGGAAAUCCGUUUAUCCAAAAGUUACUGUGUUUUCCGAAAUCCUACCACUUGCAUCGAAAAACCACAGUAAUGCAAAGAGGGGAAGACCAGCAGCGUCAUCCUGUACACAAGAGCUUCAGGCUCUUUUUUCAUGUUUGAAAAAAUGGGAGUUUGACGACAAACCUUGCGGAAAGCAACACACAGCUUACAUGGACUGUGUUCAUGAGUCGGAACGAGCAAUGCAAGAAUAUAAAGAGGCUGCUACAAAGGAAGUAUUCUAUCUUUCAAAUCGCAACAAUGCGGCUCUUGCUAGUUUCAUAACGAAUAGUCCAGCUCUUACCUUCAUUGCUCUAGUGUUGUACAAUGUGUGCUUCACUAAUAAUAUGGAGUGGAAAAGUUUUACUUUUGCGAUCUUUCCUCUUGUUAAACGUAUCUACUUCUCAUUUCUUAAGGGUAUACUUGGCGAAGGAGCACAAGGGAAAUCUUUAACGACGGCACAAUUCAACAAACUGAUGAAGUUAUUCCCACAACCAGACUUGGGACAAAGACCAUACCGCCAAAUGAAGCGAUUACCUACUCAAUCCUAUGCGGAGGACAUAUUCCAUCGAAAACAUUGGAAAAUGAAGCCUAGUUAG